Ectocarpus sp. CCAP 1310/34 is the source of this 329-nucleotide messenger RNA. Lineage: Eukaryota; Phaeophyceae; Ectocarpales; Ectocarpaceae. The record is from the annotation of a GenBank genome assembly.
UGUUGCUGCUGCUGCUGGAACACAGACCCGCCGCCAAAGCCACCGUUCCUCCGCUGCUGAAACGGUCCGCGGGCGAGGUUGAACUCGCAAUACUGAUGAACAUGACCUUUCUCUCCACAGCAGCUGCAUUGGUGCUGCUGCUCGGGAGGGGGAGAAGCGGGAGGGCGCGUGCGUUCGUUGGGCACCAGCUGCUGCUGAUGCUGGUACCGGCUGUGCCCUGUAAGGACACGGUUGCGGCGGCUGCUCUGCUGCUGCACUCCUCUCGUCACCUGCUGGUGGUGUCCAACGUACCACACAUGCACCGGUCGCCCCGGUGGUCAAGUGGGUAG